Molecule: messenger RNA, 4672 nt
Organism: Phlebotomus argentipes
Lineage: Eukaryota; Metazoa; Arthropoda; Insecta; Diptera; Psychodidae
Exons: 3
Coding region: 1175-2977 (600 amino acids)
Source: RefSeq, a predicted model, not a curated record
GUUUGACGCGCACAAGUGAAUGGUCUCUUCUGCAAACCGCCAAAGAUCUCUCCGCAUCCACAAUUCUGCAUUGCACAGUGUCUUGUGGUGCACGAAAUAUCAUUAAUAAACAAACUCACCCAGCGAAGUGAAAAUAAAGGCAAAUUGCCGCGAAAGAGUGGGUAAAAGUGGUGGAUUUUUCUCAAUUCGCGUGUGUCGCGCGGUGCACCAGUGAAAUUUUGCACCUACAACCAUGGAUAUUUUCCCAUCGGAGGCAGAGCACAAAGUGUUGUGAGACAUUCUGGUGGUACGAAAAGGACUUUGUGUUUGGCUGAAGAAGUGCUGUGUGGUGGAGGAGAAGAAGAAUCUCUCUUCCUCAGGCCCAGAAUUUGUUGACGACCAAACGCUUAAGACAACUCAAGUGCAGAUCAAAUUGUCUCUCUCUCUUGUCUUCGGUUCAGUAAUUUCUCUACAUAUACUAAAAUAUCACCUCGAAUUUCUGUGACCUGCUUUUUUCCUCAACUCCCAGGCAAUUCAAUCAAGCACAUUAUUUAUUUUUCAUUUAUGAUAUAUUUCGAAAAAAGGCACACAUUUCCUUUUUGUGGCAAUUUCUCAGUGUAUCUCACAGUCGUGUAAUAUAUUUCACCUCUUAUUUAUUUAUUCAUUUGGUGCGUGGAAUUUUUGUGUGAUCAUAUUGUUAAAUGUUAGUGAGAAGAAAAGACACAGUGCUGGAAGGGAGGCUGUAGUGAAAGAGAUUGUGUAGUCAAAUGCACAAAGGAAGAAACAAGUGACGAAGGUGGGAAAGAACCUCACACAAGCACAAGAAGGAUUUCUUUGUCGAAUAGAAGAACACACGUCGGGUUAAUUCUCUUGAGAAAGGAAAAUCCACAUGUGAAGGAGGAAAAUUUUGUGCGUGAACAAAGAGAGAAAGAGAGAAGAAUUUAUUUUCGCCACAAGUGAGACACAGAUUGUCUUAUCACAACUUUGCCAACUUUGCUGCUCAACAGAGCCAACGAGAUAGAGAGGAGAAAAACUUGGUCUAACAGUGACGCCAAUUUCUUACCUGAGAAACUGCAUCAGUGAUUAACUUUCUGCUCUUCAUCAUCUUGCUCCGUGUGUGUUGAGAGAUCCCGCGAGAGGCUGAGUGAGAUGACAGCAUGCUGGAGUGUGUGAUGCAAUGAAGUGAAGAUAAGACAUGACGCCGAAUCCACUGAUUGUGAUCUUCUACACUCUCUGCUCGCACUUGCUCGGCCAAGUGGCCGCGCUGCCCGUGACAUCGAAGCCCCUGGCGAGCAAUCCGGAUCACCUGGCGUGGGAGGCAUGGCUCAGGGUGGACUCGCAGAAUCCCUUCCACAGCGACAUGACGCGCAAGAUCACGCCCAAGUCCAUCUUCAUCGCGCCCAACUUUCGCAAUGAGUCACUGCCGUGUCCGCCCGGCUUCAAGGUGGACCACCGUGGCCAGUGCAUCAGGGUGGUGAGCAUCGAUCCCAAUGAUCUGCUGGCCAACCGCCUGCAGUCCAUCCUCGCGUCCACCAAUCUGCAGGCCGAGGACGACGAGGUCUACGACUACGACGCCUACGACACCAGCGGCCCCUUCCAGGUCAACCUGCCGCUCUCCCUGGACGCCGAUUCGAAGCUGGAGCAGAGCGAGGAGGCCAGGAGGCCGCCGAUGGGCCUCAGCACCGACGACGACCGCCUCGAGGAGCAGCCCUCGAGCAUCCGAGAGAGCCAGCGAGAGACGACCACGAGCUUCGAUGAAGGAACGAAAUUCACCACAGAUAUGUCUCUAGCCUCGAGUGAGGAUGCGACGGAAAAUAUCACGGAAACGACAACGCUGGAGAGCUUCACGACCUCUUCCGCUGCUGAGGUUUCCUCAACGGAAAUGCUUGCCAAUGCGACGGAAUUCCUCGUGCUGGAGGAAAACACGACGCAACCCGCAGACUUGGAGGGAUUCUCCACGCCAGCUUUAGUCACUGAGGAGGAGGAGGAUCUGGAGAAUAGUACGCUUAGAGCGAAUGAGCUCGAGAGGGACGAAUUCCUGGACGUGAGUGCGACUGAGAGCACAGACAUGGAGGAGAGCACGACAGUGAGUGACGAGGCGAUCACGGAAGUGUUCACGCAGAGCACGACGACAUCACCAACCACGCAGACUGUGGAGCGAAUGCCCACGACGCUGAAGCCGCUGGAGGAGAAGCGCGUGGUCAUCAUUACGGAUAAGUUCAAGCCGAGUCGAAAGGAGUCCGUGCUGAUCGUCACGCCCAUCCCGAAUGUCUUCAUUUCCAGCACAGAAGUGCCGCUCAGCACGCAAUUCGAGGGUGACAAGGAGCUUCUGGGGCUGGCGGAUGAGAGCGAGACUGAGAAGAAGAUGCGGGAAAUGGUGAUUCAGCAGGAGCAGAAAGAUGCCGCCAUGGAGAAGAUUGAUGCCAACAAUCGCUUCGUCUAUCAUCAUCUCAAGAGUCCGACGACUGUUGCGCCUCAAACCACCAUUCCUUUCAGCACUGAGACGACAGUGGAGCCGUCGACGACGGAGUCUCCGGCAAGCAGGGUCAAUCACGUGCGCCGGACCACGACCAGACCGAGCAACCGGAUAAGAUUCCCGGCAGAGGAUGAGGAUGAGGAUUCGCCGGAGGAGUUCAAGGCGGACUUGAUCAGAUUCCCCGGACCGGCGUCGCAUCGCUUCGUGCCAAAUAUGAACCGACUCAUCCCUGAGUCACUCACGCGGAAGCCGGCGACGGUGGUGCCGAGUGAGCCGGCGCAGCGGAAGCACGCCUGGUAUCCGCCGGCGUGGGGCAGAAACGCCACGAAGCAGCAGAAGCCCGUGCUGAUGCGCUUCUGGUCGCGAAUGCCGCUCAUCCGCGACUCUUCCUUCACCGGGCGGCGCUCGCUGGGCCACCGGGAGAACUCCAAGAGUCCCUCCGACAGCCUGUACAAGGAAACGCCGCCGCAGGAUGUGUACAGAGUGAUCGGAGCGCGCCAGAAGAAACACACCGGCAGUUAAGUUGCGCGCGACUCACGCGCAACUGGACUUUCUCUUGUGCCAAUUUAUCAUCGCUCACGCUAUCAAAUAUCAAUUGCAUCCAAUACUGCACAACACAAGUCGACAGAGAGAUGCUGAGUAGUGACAUUUCCUGGUUUGUUUAGGGAAUUCUCCUCUUCAAUCGCACACGAUUUCGAUCUUUUUUUUGUUGAUAUAUUGAAGCCGCGCAGAACUGCACGAAGAGUAGCGAAUAUUGCGUAGAAAUUUGUGUAAGAUAAUGAAGUAUAAAGGCAAGAAUAUUGUUAGAGAAUACUUGAUAAGGUACUUAAAAAAAAGAGAAACUUGUCACACUUUAUGCAACAAAAAUCUCAAUUUAAUGAACACAAACCAGCAACAAAAUUCUUGGCGACAUUUUCUUGAGCUACAGAAGAACAUGAUAAAAAAAAUGUAGUUUUUAAUUCUGUGAUUAUCUAUAAUAGUAAUUAUUACAUUCACUUUCCUCAUGCAAAGUCAAGUCUUCUUCUUAAGUAGAGAUGAGAGAGAAUAAAAGGAAACACAUUACAAUUUAAUCCGCACACAGAUUUCGAGUGUUGAAAAUAUUAGAGAUGCUGUUAAAGUGAAAUCAGCGCAAAUUUUAGCUGUUAAUGAAGGUUAAUUUUACGUACAAAUUUUUUUUUUCAUUUUCAAAUUGUAUUUCAUUAAAAUUGUAAAUUUUCCUUUGCGUUUUAUUGAGAGGGGUUUUUUCUCCUUGGGUGAAAGACAUUCGGAGCGCAAUGUAAAAUCACGACUGAAGAAUUUAAUGCCAAUAAAUGCGUGACAUAAGAGCGAAUCUUCGUGCGAUUUUAUCACCCGAGCGAAAUACACAAAAGCAAUGCGUUGUUUUUGGGACGAAAGACAUCAUGAUGAUGUGUUACCGGUGAAAUUGAUUUGCAAAUUUACGAUAAAGGAAAAUCUUGAAUUCGCACUGACAGUGGUGCAAAGGGAAAUAGCACAGAGUGUGGGAGAAUUCACAGGAAAAUGAGAAGAAUCGGAAGAAUCAGGUCUUUAAGAAAAGAGAGAAAGUUAGGUUAUGUUGGCGAGUUAAGUAACUAUUUAACUAAUAUGACAGUAAUGUUUUUAUUAGAAAAUAUGAUGAGGAGUCGUUAGAGAGCUUUAUUGAGCAAUAUCAGAUGAAAAUCCAUAAAAUGAUUGAAUAAGUAUGUCUAGAUGUACUCAUAACCUCACUUUAUAUUCACACUUAACCUCAAAAUACAUCAAAAUCCACGUAAAUUUAUUUUCAGAAUGAAUUUUACAACAAGUUAAAUGACUCUUUAAACAACACUUUUGGUUUGAUUAAAAAAAAGUUUUGACAAUUUGUUGUUCAAAAAAUUAAAAAAAAAGGAAAAAUGUUUGGAUAUCUCUUCAGGACGAUCAGAUUCUGAUGGAAAAAGUGUGCCAAAAACAUUGAAGAAACUCUUGCGUGGACGAAGAUAGAGAAAACCUGUGCUAUUUCUCUCCUUGCCACUGUGAACAUCUGCGAAAGGUGAAUUGUGAGCCACGAGGAAGUAUAUUUUUUCUUGUAAAUAUGAUUUUUUCAGCAGCAUUGCGAACAAUGCCAAUUGAUUGAGUGUUAUUUAUUAUGCAGACUAAACAGUAUAUGUAUAAUUAUAUCGUAGGUACAUAAUUGCAAUUGAUAACAUAUAAUAUGCAAUGAAAAAGCGUCUCAAUAAAUGGAAA